Molecule: messenger RNA, 4029 nt
Organism: Limanda limanda (common dab)
Lineage: Eukaryota; Metazoa; Chordata; Actinopteri; Pleuronectiformes; Pleuronectidae
Gene: wdr44
Product: WD repeat domain 44
Exons: 20
Coding region: 398-3130 (910 amino acids)
Molecular function (GO): protein binding
Source: RefSeq, a predicted model, not a curated record
UGUUUAUGACGCGCUGCACUGGCUCCGUCAGCUUGACAGCUCAUCAAACACACCGUGUUGAGACAGGCGCUUCUUGCCGUCUGCUUUCAUGGAGGAUACUUUACCGCGAAUGAGAGGAAUUGAACGCAGCGCCGGAUGCUAGUGUGCACUCGGUGUCGCUCAUUCCUACGACCAGAUUACAUUUGUUAGCCUAGCUGCUUGUAGCAUUCUCACUGAUACGUUAUGGCGUGACGUGGGAAUAGAAAGUGGUUUUAAAUCCUAACGCCGGUAUCGAGUGGUCAGUGUCUGUAGAGAGACAAGCACAUGCGUGCAGAACUCUGUUUAUUCGCAGGUUAGGCUUCUAGACAGCUGCCUGGCGACUCACUUAGACUAGCUAGCGAGCUAAACCCACGUUAGCAUGGCGUCAGAUACAAGUGACACCGAGGAAUUUUAUGAUGCUCCCGAAGACGUCAAUUUUACUCCAUCACCUAAAGUGUCUCCUACAAAGUUUGUCAUUCCUUCACCUAAGCUUUCACAGAAAUCGCUUGCAAAAGAGGUGAGCUGUGACACAGCCACGUCUGAGACUCAGCAAGAUGAUCCCCUCCAGAUCAUUGAUAGCAUCAUUGAGGAGAGUAAAAAGGAAAGUGCUGGGGAGGUGGGUGCAGUGGCUCAGCUAUUAGAUCAGCUUCAUGUUGAUGUAACGGCAGAGCCGGAGCCGAAGGAAGAGAUUAAUGCUCAGGAAGUUCCUGUGGAGAUAUUAGCGGCAGAUGUCGAACCUCAGCUUGUCGAGAGGCAAGAGGAACAACAGGAAAGUGCAGCUACAGACGGAGCAUGCUCAAUACCCGCCCCUCAUCCCGCAGAUCUCCCAGGGCCGUCAGCUGGGUCACAAGAACUGCCCCCAGACAUCACCAGCACUAUAGGACAGACUCGGUCAUACAGGGCUGUUGUGGUUGCAGACGGGGAGCAGGAGCAAAGGCCUGCAGACAUCUUAGAACAGGUACCAUUCACAGACAGGCCGGCUGACUCUGACUCCUCUGGGCCGAGCAAACCACCACGUCAAUUCACUGUAGAGCCAGACAUUGUAGCCAGCACCAAGAAGCCUCCUCCCUCACGCCCACCCCCUCCCAGUGGAGGCCCUCCGCCAAGACCGCCUCCCCCAUCGUUGCAGACGCUUCCCUCCAAGAGGUCUCAGGAGUGUCUGAGGCCACUUGGACUGGAAGUGUGUACGGUCGGACCAGUCUGCAGCGACGCCCUGGAGCCCUCUGGCCUGGUCUCUCCCAGCAGCACUGUGAGGAGUUUAACCAAAGAGCUGCAGCAUUCCUUGGAUUUGGCCAGUGCCACCAGUGGGGAAAAGGUGGUAACGGCUCAGGAAAAUGAGGAUGACCAGGGGCCAUCUCAGAGCGGAGGAGCAACUCCAGGCCCUCACCGUCCACGUUCCAACUCUGGUCGAGAACUGACAGAUGAAGAAAUCCUGGCUAGUGUGAUGAUCAAGAAUCUGGACACUGGUGAAGAGAUCCCUCUGAUCCAGGCAGAAGAGAAACUCCCCGCUGGAAUUAACCCUCUCACUCUGCACAUCAUGAGAAGGACCAAGGAGUACAUUACGAACGAUGCAGCACAGUCAGAUGAUGAUGAAAAGUCUCAGGCUCCACUGACGGACACAGAUGGAGGGAAACUGAAACAGAAAACAACCCAGUUUAAAAAGUUCCUGGGCAAGUCUGUGAAGAAAGCCAAGCAUCUGGCCGGGGAAUACGGAGAGAAGGCAGUCAACAAAGUCAAAAGUGUGCGGGAUGAAGUGUUUCACACAGAUCAGGACGACCCGUCAUCCAGUGACGAUGAGGGCAUGCCGUACACCCGGCCUGCCAAGUUCAAGGCAGCGCACAGCUUCAAGGGUCCUUUUGAUUUUGAUCAGAUUAAGGUCGUGCAGGACCUGAGUGGAGAGCACAUGGGUGCUGUUUGGACGAUGAAGUUCUCUCACUGUGGGAGGCUGCUGGCUACUGCAGGCCAAGAUAACGUGGUUCGCAUCUGGGUCUUGAAGACUGCCUUUGACUACUUCAAUAACAUGAGAUUAAAGUACAACACUGAAGGUCGCGUUUCACCAUCUCCGUCUCAGGAAAGUUUAUGUUCCUCGAAAUCUGACAAUGAUCCUGGGGCAAGUUGUGUUCCAGAGGACCCAGACACAGAAGACAGGAACGCCCCUUUCCGUCAAAUCCCCUUCUGCAAGUACAAGGGUCAUACAGCUGACCUGUUGGACUUGUCCUGGUCUAAGAACUUUUUCCUGCUCUCCUCUUCCAUGGAUAAAACCGUCAGACUAUGGCACAUAUCCAGGAGAGAGUGUCUCUGCUGCUUUCAGCACAUUGAUUUUGUCACAGCCAUUGCUUUUCAUCCCAGAGAUGACAGGUACUUUUUAAGCGGCUCUCUGGAUGGGAAGCUACGGCUCUGGAACAUUCCUGACAAGAAGGUAGCGCUUUGGAACGAGGUGGACGGCCAGACGCGUCUCAUUACUGCUGCCAACUUCUGCCAGAAUGGGAAGUAUGCUGUAAUUGGCACCUACGACGGCCGAUGCAUCUUUUACGACACAGAGCGUCUGAAAUACCACACCCAAAUUCACGUGAGGUCCACCAGAGGCAGGAACAAAGUAGGACGCAAAAUCACCGGCAUCGAACCUCUACCUGGAGAGAAUAAGAUUUUGGUGACCUCAAAUGAUUCCCGCAUUCGCCUUUAUGACCUGAGGGACUUGUCUCUGUCCAUGAAGUACAAGGGUUACGUCAACAGCAGCAGCCAGAUCAAGGCCAGCUUCAGCCAUGACUACUCGUUCAUUGUCAGUGGCUCAGAGGAUAAGUACGUGUACAUCUGGAGCACUUACCACGACCUGAGCAAGUUCACAUCUGUUCGACGAGACCGCAAUGACUUCUGGGAAGGGAUUAAAGCACACAAUGCAGUGGUCACCUCCGCCAUCUUUGCACCCCACCCCGGCCUUAUUGUUCCACCAGACACCACGGCAGAGAAACCAGAAGCAGAGUGUAAGAGCCUGGACUCUGAAGACUCAGAAACAAUACCCUCAGGAGCCCUGAAGACAGACCACACGGAGGUGCUUCUCUCUGCCGACUUCACGGGAGCCAUCAAGGUUUUCAUCAACGUAAAGAAGUUCUGAGCAACUCGGGGUGAAAAUCUUCACGUUCAGGCCUGUCUCGUGAACACUGGUCCUACAGAUGCGUUUCAGCCCGACAGGAGCCAUCGAUUGUCACCCAACUACCGAACGGUUACUGCUCUGAGACAGUUGUCCGGAGCAUCUUCAGGACAACAUGGACCCUAAAAUGGAGGAUGAGAGAACGGGUGGAAGAAAUUGACUCUACAAAGCAGAUCGUGUUGUGUUUCCCUGUCACAUUUCUGUUUUUUAUUUUUUAAUACCAAGCAACUGUGAAUGGUUUUGGCAUUAAGAAAAAGGAGACUAGGCCUGAAAGCCAACUGUCUGUGUGGUUUGAGCUGAAACGAAACCUGUUCAGAUGUGUAAAGUUAUAGCUGUAUGGAGACUCAGUGUAGCUAGAAAGCUAUUUUUAAUAGUAUGGGCACCUUACUAGUCUGUUUUUGCUUCCACAUUUCAGAGUAAUUAACUCCUAACAUGUGCAAGACACUGUCCUAAUGUCCGUCUCAAAUUUUAAUGCGUCUUUGUGUUAACAGAUGUAACCAUUUGUCCUGAGAGCAAAGUGGUUUGAAAUGUCAUUUACAAACUAUUUGUGCCUAAGAAAUCUAGAUCGCUUUUCAAAAUUGAAGCUGUCCUCAAGUAAGAAGCAUUUCAGCGGAUCACAGUACAUACAGUGUUUGAUACAGGAAAUCUGUACACGGUUCCAACUGAUCAGGGCUGGGUAUCAUAGGUUUUUUCAGUGAGUACUGGCUCUGAAAUACUUUUGAUACAUUUCUUUGACCAAUGAAAGCACAUUUCAUUAUAUAAAAUAGUACUGUAAAUUUACUAUGUAACAUUGCUUACUUACUGCUUUUGUAAACAACCAAAUGAUGCUCUCUUAAUUUCCUCAAUAAAAAUCCACACAGAAA